Molecule: messenger RNA, 4247 nt
Organism: Vespula vulgaris
Lineage: Eukaryota; Metazoa; Arthropoda; Insecta; Hymenoptera; Vespidae
Product: transcription factor sox-3-like
Exons: 2
Coding region: 755-1744 (329 amino acids)
Biological process (GO): anatomical structure morphogenesis; regulation of DNA-templated transcription; cell differentiation
Molecular function (GO): RNA polymerase II cis-regulatory region sequence-specific DNA binding; DNA-binding transcription factor activity, RNA polymerase II-specific
Source: RefSeq, a predicted model, not a curated record
UGACCAAUUAUCGCGCGAUAUCACGUCGCGGUGUUCCUCCGCUGCUAGGCGAACGGUGCCAGUCGAUAACGGCUGGUCUAUACGCUAUUUGUACUUGGUCGUAUCGAGGUAAUCGAUAAUAAUAAUUGCAGCUCGUGGUCUCGGAGGCAGCCCUCCUCCACCUCUUGGAACGGCCCUACAAGCGGAUGGGGUUGCGAAUCUUGCUCGGGGUAAAAGAGUGUUUGUCGGGGAGAGGUAGAGAGAAAAGGCACGCGUGCGGAGGAAGAACGCCUCGACGAAUGGGAUGAAGAGGGUGGUUCGUGGGCUGGGCGUACGAACCAACGUUGGAAAGGUUCCGCCCUCGAAAAGGUAUGUAGGGAAAGAGGGAGAGACAGUGCGAGAAGGGGGAGAGAGAGAGAAAGACAGAGAGAACGACUGGAGAAAGAGAGAGAAAGAACGAUUGAGAGAGAGGGACGAAGAUAAAAGAUGUCUCGUGGCAGGCUGUUUCUACGUUCAGUCGACAUCGGUACUUCUUUCGGGAACGUUCGAAUACUGUCCGUGUUUUCUUCUAUACAAAAAGAAAAAAAGGAACACAAAAACAAAAAGACACAGGGUAAAAGAAAGAAAGAAAACGUAUAUAUUUUCUCUUUCUAUUUGUGUAGUGUAUUAAAAAAAAAAAAAGACUAAUAUCAGUGAUUGAUAAAAGAAAAACAAAGAAGGGUAAAAUUAAAGAAUACUCGAAGAGUGAAUUAGAAUUUCCAUCACGGAAGCAAUUAUGAUGAGCACUCAUCAACACCCGAGUUAUGGAUUUCUCUCGGGUAUGGACUUACACUCGGUGCACCAUGUGAAUCAAGAAAUGGGCGCGAGCGCUCAACAGAGCGUCGUAACAGCGCAAGAACAGCAUAUAAAGAGACCGAUGAACGCGUUUAUGGUAUGGUCGAGAAUACAACGAAAGAAAAUUGCUUUGGAUAAUCCGAAAAUGCAUAAUUCAGAAAUAUCGAAGCGUCUCGGUGCGGAGUGGAAACUUCUUUCAGAUGCGGAAAAACGGCCGUUCAUUGACGAAGCCAAACGAUUACGUGCUAUGCAUAUGAAAGAACAUCCAGAUUACAAAUAUCGACCACGAAGAAAGCCAAAGGUACCGGUAUCAGUAGUUUCUGGUAAACCAGGUUCCAUGAAUCCUGGGGGGUUUCCAAGUUUUCCUCUUCCACCAUAUUUUGCUGCACCAACAGCUCCGGUUUCUCAUCAUCAUCAUCAUCAUCAUCCACAUCCGCUUGACUAUCCACCUUUGUCACCGUAUUUUGGAUCUGCCUUCGAUGCCGUUCAUUUGAGCAAGCUCGUUGCUAGCGGUGGUGCAUCAAGUGCCUCGAGUUCGAACUGUGCGGCAGCCGCAGCUGCGGAAGCGACCAGUAACAGUGCAGCCUCCGCUGCGGCAGUUGUCAGUAGCUUCUAUUCUGGAUUGUAUUCCACGGCAGCAUCACCUAUAAAAACUUAUCACACCCCCUCGACUCAUCUUGGGCCUUUAUUCUCAAGUGGUCAUCACGCGCCACCGGGAUCAAGUCAAUCAACGCAUCCAUCCCUCGUAUUUCCAUCGACUUCAUCUAACGGAACUGGAAGUAUCGUCACGACGACCAGCAGUCCCGGAAGCAGUCCAAGAUCACCUCCAGUGCCGUCCACACAACACAGUCAUCAACAACUCGUAACACCCACGACUACGCCGAGCCUUGAUCUCGAUCAACAUCGUAGACCGGUCUCCGUCAUUUUUUAAUCUUUUUCCAAGCCUCCUCUUUUAAUCGACACAGCGAAUGAUUACUUUAAAUGAUAUUUGAUCACGUGUAUUCUUCGUCGACAGCCCUGGUUCUCUUUCAAUCUCAAGAGGAAACCUACCUACGACGCGAAUAAUUUAAUUAGCAUAAUCGCUAUGCUGAAGAGUAAACAGUCAUUUAGGCGGGGUUUUUAACGAUUCCUUUUUUAUUUCUAUCUUGUUCAUUCUUUUUCCCUCUUUAAUCUGUAUCCUGCUAUCCUGCGUCUGACAACAUUUAUAUUUUCCGAAUAAUCAUAAUUAUAUACUUGUAUUAAGAACGCGCUCGUUUUAUCUUGGCGAAGUUUGAAAGAUCGAAUUAUUUUUGUUUUCAUUGCAUUUACUUUUUAAUCGUUCGCUGAAUUUCAUUGUUGUUCCCAGUGAUCUUUAGAAAGUAAUAAAAGAUUGGCUAGUCAAGAUUUUUACAAACAACGUGAUUUUCGUCGUUAGUUAUAUAGUUUUAAUUACAAUUGUGUAAAUAACAUGUAAAACUGAUAACCAAUUCGAUAGAUCUACUGCGAGAACCAUUCUUGUGGGAUCUAUUGAAUUCGACGAUUUUUUAUCAAUCAAUUUGUUCACUCAUUUACGAUAUAUAUGUACAUAUACGAUUAUAUGAACCGUUCAUUCUCCAAAGUGAUUAAUGUUUCGCGAAAUAAAAACUAAUGGAACUUAAAAAAUUUGUAUAUAUAUAUAUAUAGAUAUAUUGUAUUUUUUAUUAGUAAAUUUAUACAUGUAUAUUGUUUUUUUGUAAUUUAAUUUAUAAUUAAUAAAAAAUAAUAAUUGUUUAGUAAAUUAUUUACCAUUACCAUAUGAACUUUUGUCACACCUGAAUAAAUGAUAUGGAACAUAAUUAUGAAGGAAAUUUAUUUUCAAUAUAAAAUAAAAAGAAAAAAAAGAAAGAAAUUCCAAAAAUGGAGUUAGUCGCUUUGGUCUGUGAACUUCAUAUAUACAUACAUACAUACAUACAUACAUACAUACAUACAUUUAUAUAUAUAUAUAUAUAUAUAUAUAUAUAUAUAUAUUUUUUUUUUACAAACGAGACACCCAACACACAUGCCAAUGUCUUAUUAAAGAGUUUAUUCUGCGUUAUAUAUAUGUAUACGUAUGAAGCUGUCAAAAAGAUUGUAAAGCCAAUGUAUAAAUGCUCGAAUGUAAACAUUCCGUAUGUAGCACGCGUUCUUAAUUUUAAAGGAAAGAGAAAGAGAGAGAAAGAGAGAAAGAGAGAGAGAGAGAGAGAGAGAGAGAGAAAAGACAGAAUAUGUAUAAUGAAGACGCCACGUGCAUCGUUCACUGUGAUUUUCGUUGUGAUUCUACAUAUGUAAACAAAUGAUAAAUACAAUUGUAAAAGAAAGAAAAAAUAUCUCUUUCGAAAAUAUCAACUUUAUAGCUUGAAAAUUUUUGUGUGUGACGUACCUUUCAUUUAAUCAUAAUAUUAAUGAUUUUCAAUUUUUCUGCGCGUAUAGCACAAGAGAAAAAAAAAUUGUUGCACUGUCUCGUGUUAUUUAUCGUCUGGCGUUGUACACUAAGAAGUAGAGAGAAAAAGAAAAAGAAAAAAAAAUAAAGAACGUAAACUUUCCCUCCUCCUUCUCUUCUUCUUCUUUUUCUUCUUCUCUCUUCUUCUUUUUAUGUGUGCACACGAUUGUAUAGAUUUUGAGAUGUUGUUCUUCAAAGAAAAAAGGAAAACAGAAAAAAAAGAAAAAAAAAACAUAUACACUUUGUAAAAAAAUUGAUACGCUCGUGAUAUCUGUGCAUUCUCCAAAUAGUUUUAUGUAUAUUGUUUUUGUUAUAAAUAAAUUGUUAUUAUUUGUUCGUAGUACAAAGCUUAUCUUUAUGAGCGUAUUCGUUAGAACUUUUACAGCUAUUAACAGAUUUAAUAAAACCCAACAUUUAUAUUUAAUAGUAACAGUUUAUGACAAUACAUAAAAACUAUAAAACCUUUUUUGGAAUUAUGACUAAUUACUGUUGGCUUAAUAUUUAUGCUUCAUAGGUAGAAAUAAGAAUUAUAAAGGUUUUCUGAGUUACAAUUGGAUAUUAAAUAACGGUAAGCGUAUAUAAAAUAUCAGGAUCUCCUUUUGUUAAAAUAUUUUUCUUUUAUAUCACGAAAUAACACAUUUAUUUUUACGAUAAAUGUAAUCUAUUAACUUAUCUGAUUUAAAUUAAUCCGACAAUUUCGUCUUGUUACUAAGAAAAUAAAACGUUUGUCAUCUAUCGUUCUCAAACUUACCAAUUUUUGGAAAAACAAUUACGAACAUUCGACGAUAAAAUUCGAUGAAUAAAUGGUUAGAUAGGAAACGAUCGAUAUAUCGAUAGACAUCGGGCAAGAAGGUUAAAAAAAUUAUCUACAUUUGUUUCAAUGAUAAUACGUACAAACUUUUUUUUUCUGAAAAACAAUUGGACUCCAACGUUUAUCCUUUAGAUAUAUUUCUAUCUAUAUAGAAAGAUAUCUAUCUACCAGGUUUACGUGCGAACA